GCAUAGCCCCCCUUAGGUUUGAGAUAUGGAGGUCCUUCGUGCGAAGAACAAAACUUGCUAGAGUUUCUGCAGCUUACAGGAACUUCAUCUAUGAAUUUGUUGGUCGAGAAAUUUGUGAUAACAAUGGUCGAUAUGUUACAUAUGCUACAUGGAAAAGAACCUUCGAAGUCGUUGUUGGAAAUGUCCAAAUAUGUCAAUGCAUCAAGGAUGGAAAGAGAAUUUGGAAAUGUUCCGGUGAUGGAGUUGUUGUGUAAAUCUAAUGAGGAAAGAGACACAAGAUUGGAGAUAGAUGCAUCGAGGGUGCCAUUGAACUUGUUGUUGCUGGCAUUCAGAGAUAAUAAUGAGCUUGCAUGUCCGAUAUCAAAUGAGAGUGAGCCCGAUAAACUGUUCAUGCUAACAUCCAGGAACCGAUCCCCAAAUCUUGUUGUGGGAGAGGUUCAUCCCUUGAAGAUUCUUCAUGAAAAACAACUGAGGGAUCAGAGGACCUGUUAAGGAAUUGAAAGAUAAAUCCAUGAAUGGAUCCAGAAAAUUCAUUGUUGGAAAGAUCAAGCAUGCCGUAGUGCUGGACGAAUUCAGAUUCCGGUAAUGGGAUUUGUCGAAAUCCAGCAGCACACAGUUCUUUCGGUAUGGGUCCCGAGAAUCGGUUGUUGGAGAGAAACAAGGUGACAAGGUUCUCCAAUUUAGCUAUACACUUUGGAAUCUCACCUGAAAAAUUAUUUGCACUUAGGUCCAAAGACACCAUCUUUGUGCAAUUGAAUAGCUCCAAAGGAAUCUCUCCUUCUAAAUUGUUUCCGCGUAAAGAAAGGUUUGUCAAAUUUUUAAAAUUCCCAAAAGUACUUGGAAUGCUUCCUACAAAAAGGUUGUUAUCAAUCUGUAAGACCCGCAACGGCGUAAGUGUAGAA
This is a messenger RNA of Cuscuta campestris, 902 nucleotides long. The record is from the annotation of a GenBank genome assembly. Lineage: Eukaryota; Viridiplantae; Streptophyta; Magnoliopsida; Solanales; Convolvulaceae.